This is a messenger RNA of Sphaerodactylus townsendi, 901 nucleotides long. It is a transcript of the gene CRYBB2, whose product is annotated as crystallin beta B2. NCBI's taxonomy places the organism in Eukaryota, Metazoa, Chordata, Lepidosauria, Squamata, Sphaerodactylidae. The record is from RefSeq and is a predicted model, not a curated record. Gene Ontology annotation, biological process: lens development in camera-type eye; visual perception. The transcript has 6 exons. Gene Ontology annotation, molecular function: structural constituent of eye lens. Bases 107 to 718 code for a protein of 203 amino acids.
ACAUCCACGCAGCAGCUGCCAGCUAUAAAUUUCCACGCUCGGCCACAGCGCUUUUCAGUGGCGUAAGUGCUUUGGUGCAGCCGGGAACAGCUGGGGGGGCCCCAACAUGGCUUCGGACCACCAAGCUUCCAAACAUCAGCAGGCGGGCUCCAAGAUUGUCAUCUUCGAACAGGAAAACUUCCAGGGCCGCUGCCAUGAACUGACUGCUGCCUGCACCAAUUUGAAGGAGGCCGGUUGGGAGAAAGUCGGUUCCAUCUUGGUGCACUCUGGCCCGUGGGUGGGCUAUGAGCAGCCCAGUUGGAAAGGGGAGCAGUUUGUCUUCGAGAAAGGAGAAUAUCCCCGCUGGGAUUCCUGGACUAACAGCCGGAGGAGCGACAACAUCUCUGCCCUGAGACCCAUCAAAGUGGACAGCCAGGAGCAUAAGAUUGUCCUGUAUGAGAACCCCAGCUUCACUGGGAAGAAGAUCGAGAUAAUUGAUGAUGAUGUGCCCAGCUUCCAUGCCCACGGCUACCAGGAGAGGGUCUCCUCUGUGCGGGUGCAGAGUGGCACGUGGGUAGGGUACCAGUAUCCUGGCUAUCGAGGCUACCAGUACCUGCUUGAGAAAGGUGACUACAAGGACAGUGCCGACUUUGGGGCUCAGCACCCCCAGAUCCAGUCUGUGCGGCGCAUCCGGGACAUGCAGUGGCACCAGCGGGGGGCCUUUCACCCCUCCUGCUAAACCCUCCCCCUCCCCGUCUGCCUCAGGCUGAAGGGGGAUGGGAGGGGGCCAAGGGGGCCACCAGACGUCUCGGGCCUGUUGCCUCCAGCCUCUGCCAGGGCUCACUCUCUGAGCACACAGGGCUGUGUGAGUCCCGCCUUUGCUACUGCUGCCAACUGGUUGAAUAAAGCUUUGCCAUUCGAA